Messenger RNA from Ipomoea triloba (trilobed morning glory), 4393 nucleotides. Its product is annotated as abscisic-aldehyde oxidase-like. The transcript has 10 exons. Lineage: Eukaryota; Viridiplantae; Streptophyta; Magnoliopsida; Solanales; Convolvulaceae. The record is from RefSeq and is a predicted model, not a curated record. The coding region runs from base 82 to 4173 and encodes 1363 amino acids. Gene Ontology annotation, molecular function: FAD binding; 2 iron, 2 sulfur cluster binding; iron ion binding.
CAAAGUUCUGUUUUUUGCUAUAAACACUUCAUUUGGUUCACCACCCAAAGCCAGAAGUGACUUGUGGAGGAAAAAAAGCAAAUGGAUAAGCUGAAAGAUGCAGCAAUUACUGUUAGUAAAGUAAGUGGGAAUUUGGUGUUUGCAGUGAAUGGCGAGAGGUUUGAGCUCCCAAGUGCUGACCCUUCCACCACUUUGCUCCACUUCUUGCGCUCCCACACGCGUUUCAAGAGUCCCAAACUUGGCUGUGGUGAAGGUGGUUGUGGUGCAUGUGUUGUCCUUCUGUCAAAAUAUGACCCUCUGAGCGAACGAGUUGAAAGUUAUACGGUUAGUUCUUGUCUUACGCUUCUUUGCAGUAUAAAUGGCUGUUCAGUUACAACGAGCGAGGGCUUUGGAAACAACAAGGAUGGUUUCCACCCGAUUCAUCAAAGGUUUGCCGGUUUCCAUGCUUCUCAAUGUGGCUACUGCACUCCUGGGAUGUGCGUUUCUUUGUUCUCGGCUCUUGUCAAUGCUGACAAGCUUAAUCGGCCAGAACCCCCACCGGGAUUCUCCAAGCUGACUGCCUCUGAAGCUGAAAGGGCUAUAGCGGGGAAUCUUUGUCGUUGUACUGGAUAUCGGCCUAUAGCUGAUGCCUGCAAAAGUUUUGCAGCUGAUAUCGAUAUCGAGGAUUUGGGGUUUAAUUCCUUUUGGAGAAAGGGUGAUAACCCGGAGGCGAAAGUAAGUAAAUUGCCUUUUUAUGAUCCAAGUAGCGAUAUUUGUACCUAUCCCGAGUUUUUAAAAACAGAAUGCAAGUCUACAGUUCAUCUCGAUUCUGAAAGAUAUCCUUGGAACACUCCCGUUAGUUUGGAGGAGCUCCAAGGCUUGUUGGGCUCUUAUAUGGCGGAAAAUGGUACAAGUGUUAAGCUCGUUGUAGGUAAUACAGGGAUGGGCUAUUAUAAAGAACUUGAAGGAUAUGACAAAUACAUUGACCUUAGGUAUAUCCCCGAACUAUCAUUAAUUAAAAGAGACCACUCGGGAAUUGAAGUUGGAGCUGCAGUUACUAUCUCUAAACUUAUUUCGAACCUGAAGGAGGGAAAUAAAAUCAAUUCGGGCUCAUCUGGUGAGCUUGUCUCUGAAAAAAUUGCUGACCAUUUGGAGAAAAUUGCUUCGGGUUUCGUUAGAAACUCGGCUAGCAUUGGGGGAAACUUGGUCAUGGCACAGAAGAAUCAGUUUCCUUCCGAUAUAGCUACGUUGCUUCUUGCCGUGGGCUCAAGUGUUACUAUAAUGAUAGGUCAGAGAUGCGAGAAACUCACAUUGGAGAAGUUCCUUGAAAGGCCAGCAUUAGACUCGAGAACUGUGCUACUGAGUGUGUGGGUCCCAUUUCGGACACCGAAAUCCAAAUUGCUGUUUGAAACUUAUCGAGCUGCACCUAGACCCCUCGGAAAUGCAUUGCCAUAUGUGAAUGCUGCCUUCUUGGCCGACGUUUCUCCCACCGAAAAUGGAUAUCUGGUCAAUUAUGUCAAGUUGGCUUUUGGGGCUUUUGGAACCAAACAUGCAAUACGGGCAACAAAGGUCGAGGAUUAUCUAACCGGGAAUAUAUUAAGUGCCAAUGUUUUGUACGAAGCACUUAAACUAGUAAAGGCAACUGUGGUGCCUGAACCUGGCACAUCUCAUUCCGAGUACCGGUCAAGCUUAGCUGCCAGUUUCAUUUUCAAAUUCUUUCAUGGCUUCAUUGGUGUUGAUCCCACAAUUUCUCGUGGUUUACCUGCUAAUAUCACUACUUUUAUAGAGGAGAACUCCAAAGUAAGUAACGAUAAUUACUUUUGCCCGAGUGAAAAGCGGGCAUUGCUAUCCUCUGCAAAGCAGGUUGUGGAGUUCAAUAAAGAGUACUAUCCCGUGGGUGAACCAAUAAUAAAAGCUGGAGCUGCCAUACAAGCUUCUGGUGAAGCUGUUUAUGUAGACGACCUUCCAUCUCCACCAAACUGCUUAUAUGGGGCGUUUAUUUAUAGUACACAACCUUUAGCACGGGUAAAGGGAAUUAAAUUUGAGUCUAAUUCACUGCCAAAUGGAGUUGUUGAUGUUAUCACUUUCAAAGAUAUUCCAACUGGAGGGCAGAAUGUCGGGUCUAAAACCCUGUUUGGCACCGAACCUCUAUUUGCUGAUGAUCUUACCAGAUGUGCGGGUGACCGAAUUGCUUUUGUGGUUGCAGACAGUCAGAGACACGCAAAUGCAGCAGCAAGCAUUGCUAUAGUUGAAUAUGAUACAGAAAAUUUAGAUCCUCCUAUCUUAACUGUUGAGGAUGCGGUUAAGAAAUCGAGCUUUUUUGAAGUCCCGCCAUUUCUAUACCCAAAAAAUGUUGGUGAUUUCUCGAAAGGAAUGGCUGAAGCAGACCACAAGGUUCUCUCAGCAAAGAUUAGUCUUGGGUCACAGUACUACUUCUAUAUGGAGACACAGACUUCUCUAUCGGUUCCCGAUGAAGACAACUGCAUGCUUGUAUAUAGUUCAAGUCAGUGCCCCGAGUUUGCACAGAGCGUGAUUGCCAGUUGUCUCGGUGUUCCUGAGCAUAAUAUUCGCGUGAUUACAAGAAGGGUUGGAGGAGGGUUCGGUGGCAAGGCAAUCAGAGCAAUGCCCGUCUCCACAGCGUGUGCGCUUGCUGCUAACAAAUUGCAGCGCCCCGUCAGGAUAUACCUUGACCGAAAGACGGACAUGAUCAUGGCGGGUGGGAGGCAUCCUAUGAACGUAACUUACAGUGUCGGGUUCAUGUCGAGUGGAAAGAUAACAGCUUUACACCUCGAUAUACUGAUAGAUGCCGGGAUAAGUGUAGAUAUAAGCCCGAUUAUACCGAGUAACUUGAUUGGGGUACUUAAAAAAUAUGAUUGGGGCGCCUUAUCUCUUGAUGUGAAGGUGUGCAAGACGAAUCAUUUUAGCAAGUCAGCAAUGCGGGGACCUGGCGAGGUACAAGGAUCGUUUAUUGCUGAGGCGGUAAUGGAACAUGUGGCGUCUGUACUCUCGAUGGAAGUGGAUUGUGUCCGAAGCAAAAACCUACACACUUUCGAGAGUCUUAGUGUAUUCUAUGGAAAUAUUGCGGGUGAAUUGGUAGAUUAUACUUUGCCUGCUAUUAUGGACAAGCUCGCUAUAUCUUCAAACUUGUUAGAAAGAACUAAGAUGAUCGAGCAGUUCAACGAGAAAAACGUGUGGAAGAAACGGGGUAUUUCUAGGGUUCCGGUUGUGAUUCACCUUAUGCAUAGACCAACUCCCGCAAAAGUAAGCAUAUUGAUGGAUGGGUCUAUCGUUGUAGAGGUCGGAGGGAUUGAAUUGGGACAAGGGCUCUACACGAAGGUAAAACAGAUGGCUGCCUAUGGUCUCGGUUUGAUUCAAUGUAAUCAAACUCAAGACCUCGUGGACAAAGUGCGGGUCAUACAAUCGGACACCUUGAGCUUAGUACAAGGCGGGUUUACCGCUGGAAGUACUACAUCAGAAUCGAGCUGCGAAGCCGUAAGGCUUUGCUGCAAUGUCCUCGUCGAAAGACUGACCCCCCUGAAGACGAAGUUGCAGGAACAAACAGGUUCUGUCGAUUGGAAUACGCUGAUUCUCCAGGCACAUGUUACAGCUGUAAACUUAGCUGCAAAUUCCUACUACGUUCCGGGGCUCAGUUCCAUGAGUUAUUUGAAUUACGGGGCUGCUGUUAGCGAGGUGGAAAUAGAUAUUCUGACUGGAGAAUCCAGAAUUUUGCAAACGGAUAUUAUAUAUGAUUGUGGACAGAGCUUGAACCCCGCUGUUGAUAUGGGACAGAUUGAAGGGGCUUUUGUUCAGGGAAUCGGGUUUUUUAUGCUAGAAGAGUAUCUUACAAAUGAGGAUGGACUGGUGGUUUCUGAUGGCACUUGGACAUAUAAGAUCCCGACAAUUGACACUAUCCCGGAACAGUUCAAUGUCGAUGUACUCAACAGUGGACAUCACCAAAACCGCAUUCUCUCAUCUAAAGCUUCAGGGGAGCCACCGCUUCUUCUGGCAGCUUCAGUCCACUGUGCAACGAGGGCAGCCAUCAAGGAAGCCCGAAAACAGCUCAAAGGUUGGGGCAAGCUAGACGGGCUCGAUUCAGACUUUCAUCUGGAGGUCCCUGCUGUGUUGCCUGUUGUGAAGACACAUUGUGGCCUGGAUUAUGCUGAGAAAUUCCUGGAAUUUUUGCUAGGGCAUUAAUCUAUAGCUCAACACUUUACCUAUGAUAGAUCAUAUAGUCAUAUAGAUAGAUGCCUGGAAGAUUUAAUAAAGUGCAAGCUGUAAUACAUUGAUUACAACAACAACAAUAUCAAUAAUUUGUAAUAGUUACAAUAGUGGCUUUGAUUGUUUGUAAAUGGACAGAGGAAUAAAUUUAUGAAAUUUUCAAUAUAUCCAUACUCCUUAAUUGGAGUAGUUGUUA